Messenger RNA from Hyla sarda, 1495 nucleotides. RefSeq names its product ankyrin repeat and SOCS box protein 12-like. Gene Ontology annotation, molecular function: protein binding. NCBI's taxonomy places the organism in Eukaryota, Metazoa, Chordata, Amphibia, Anura, Hylidae. Gene Ontology annotation, biological process: intracellular signal transduction. The record is from RefSeq and is a predicted model, not a curated record. The transcript is spliced from 4 exons. Bases 356 to 1252 code for a protein of 298 amino acids.
AGUGCACACGGUGAAGCAGAGCUCAGUGUGGCAGAUCACAUUGGCAGGAAGUAGUCAGCUGUGUCACAGUGCUCCCCUUCCUGCCUGCUCAUUGCUUCUUGUGGCUGUCACUCAUUACUGGGACUAGGAAGUGCUGCCAGGGACUGGAAGAAUGAAUGGUGCUUGGUGAUUCUCAUUCCCUGGAUCAUGAGGAGGACCUGUCAGCUCUCAUAAAGGCUUCACAGAACAGCAGUGAAUACCUGGACCUGUGCGUAUAGACCCAGCGCUGUCUGUGCCAGUGCUUUAAUCCUGGCAGUAGAGUAGGGAAGUGUCUGCUGUGCUCUUGAAUCUUACUCCCGGAUCCUACAGAUUCUUUAUGCUAAAGCACAGAGGAAAUGAAGAUGACCAUGCAGAGAGCUAUGAGCUCCAUCUUGCAGUGCAAAAGGACAAUCCACAACACCUAUCUGCAUUACUGUGCCAGGACAAAUAUAAGCAAUACAUUGAGAGCAGAAGUGGAUGGGGUGUUCCAGUAACCCCUCUACGCCUGGCGGCCUCCCAGGGAUAUCUGGAAUGUGUGAAGAUUCUUCUAGCCAAUGGAGCAGAAGUUGACUGCUUAGAUGUAAAAGCACAGACUCCUCUCUUUGCUGCUGUGAGUGCCCGACACUUGGAUUGUGUUAGAGAAUUACUACAAGCUGGUGCCAACCCUUGUGGCAGUGCCUAUAAUAAUUGUUCCCCUGUGCUGGCAGCUUCUCGGGAUGGCCAAAUCAAAAUUUUGAAGGAACUUCUGGAUUAUGGUGCAGAUGCUAAUAUUAGAUCAAGAAAGAUACCAAAGAGAACUGUAUCAAGCACAGGUUGUAGUGGGCCCUUAUACCUUGCUGCUGUGUAUGGACAUCUGGAAUGCUUCAGAACGCUUCUUCUUUAUGGAGCAGAACCUAACUAUAAUUGUACAGACCAGGACAUUUUAGAAAGGGUUAAGCGUCCUGUAUCUGUGCUAGAGAUAUGCCUGAAGCAUGGCUGUAACCCAGAGUUUAUCCAGCUUCUCAUUAACUUUGGUGCACACAUUUACCUACCUAACAUACAGAAAUACCAGCCAUUGGCACACCGACACUCCUUGGAGCUUCUAGAGAGAGAAAAAGAAUAUCCAAGAUCUCUCAUGUCCCAGUGUCGUGUAACCAUAAGGAGAAGUCUAUACCAAAUGGGAAGGUUACGUCUCAUUGAUCAGCUGAAGAUCCCACAAAGGAUAGUAAGAUACUUACAGCACCAAAAUGACUAAUACUAUGCGAGACUACCAGAGGUGCUAAGGAAUAAAUGGACAACAAUAAAUAAAGUAAAACAUUUUAAUUUUUAAAGAUUUUUUUUUUACAUUUAUUGCUAACUCACCAGCAAUAUUCCUGCAAUGGUAUUUGUUUUAUUCCCAACUAAGCUGCAUUCAUACACAUUAAUCCCUAGAGGACAAAUGGCAUAAAUGUACAUCCCUGGUACUUAGCAUACUAUAACAUACACUUAGGUCAUGAAC